AAAUUUAAUGAUAAAACAGGACACUCCAGCAUCCCCUUAAGGCACUAGCGAAAUACAAUUCGCAGGAUAAUUGCUCGUAUGCACUUUAUGUCUAUGAUAUAAAUCGUGAAAAAUCAAUACACCCCACGAUAAUUUCCAGCAUCAUAGAGAAAGCAGAUAUUCCUGAUAUACAGGAUAUCAAGAAAAUAGAUAAAGGAAAAAUACUCAUAGAAGCAAAAACUGUUUUGGCUGUGAAUAGGUUGGUUGAUAAUCUUAUUUUUUCUAAAUAUAAUCUGAAAGCCUUCAUUCCAGCAUUCCGAGUCUUAAGAGUGGGAAUCAUACACAUACAAGAUGUUCCAACUGAGAUUGAUUUGGAAACUGUUCUUAGACAUUGAAGUUUUUCGUAAUAGUAAAAUUCUGAAUAUCCAUAGGCUCAAUAAAAGGACAAUCAAAGACGGCAAAGCUGAAUAUAUACCCUCAAAGACAUUGCGUAUAAAAUUUGCAGACCAGAUUUUGCUGCGUGAAGUAUUCUUGUUUAAGACUAGGCAUGAAGUACAUCCUUUCAUCCCUCGCAUCUGCUUUGCCUGCUACAGAGUCGAACAUAUUGCAAAAGUAUGCAAGGGCCAGCCAUGCCUCUAUUGUGGAGGCAAUAGACACGAAGCGGAAGCCGAGAGCUCUUGCUCUAGACGUGUAGAGGGCGACAAGUGCAUUAACUGCAAAGAUUCGGAUGAUUACGAAAGAGAAUACAGGUCUUAUGCAGAUGUCACCAAUUCGAGUUCAAGGUCGCGCAUUGAUUCUGGUAGCUCCAACAGCGGGUUCAACAAGAGCCGUUCCUCUCCCCACGCGGCAGCCCCUUCCAGCGCUGUGCCUUCUCGCAGAAGCUCCAGUCAAUAUCUUAAUAACGUGGUUAUGAUAGAAGAAUACAUCAAAAUGUUCUCUAUGAUUAUCAAGGAGACGGAUCUAAGGAACCGGGCAGUAGGAGCCGGCGUCUAUUCACCGGACCUGGACUUCUCCAUUGAACAUAAACUCCUCAGGGAAAUUUUUAUCUUUUCGGCGGAACUCUGGACCAUACUUCAAGCCACGCUUCUCGCCAGGGACUGCGGAAAUAAAAAUAUUGUUAUAUUGUUUUCCGAUUCCAAAAGUGCUCUUAACGCAAUAAAUAACAAUAGAUAUAUCCAGAAUAAUUUUAUUAUUUACGACGUCAGACAGAAUAUUUUGAAUGCCUCAAAGGAGGGAAUUGAAAUCACACUUUUUUGGGUUCCAUCUUAUUUGGGUAUUCCAGGAAACGAGAAAACGGACGAGAUCACUAAACAUGCUUCUAUAGAAGGACGCGCCCGGCCUUUAGAAUUCCAUAUGAAGAUAUGUUCACUGAACCCAAAAAAAUCUUGGAGGCGCGAUUUAGGACAUAAAUCUAAAUUCAACGGUAGCGUAUAAAAGUACAUUUCAACAUGAGUG
Molecule: messenger RNA, 1434 nt
Organism: Acromyrmex echinatior (Panamanian leafcutter ant)
Lineage: Eukaryota; Metazoa; Arthropoda; Insecta; Hymenoptera; Formicidae
Molecular function (GO): nucleic acid binding
Source: RefSeq, a predicted model, not a curated record